This is a messenger RNA of Euleptes europaea (tarantolino), 2072 nucleotides long. RefSeq names its product leucine-rich repeat and fibronectin type III domain-containing protein 1-like protein. The coding region runs from base 1 to 1893 and encodes 630 amino acids. The transcript has 2 exons. The record is from RefSeq and is a predicted model, not a curated record. Lineage: Eukaryota; Metazoa; Chordata; Lepidosauria; Squamata; Sphaerodactylidae. Gene Ontology annotation, molecular function: protein binding.
AUGGAAAGGGUAGUCUUGUGCCUACUACUGUUGACGAGCACUGCAGUGACGGCCAUGAUGUGUCCCACAAGGUGCACGUGCCAGAGCCUGUCUCCAUCCUUCACCAUCCUCUGCACAAAGACGGGGCUUCUCUUUGUUCCUCACACCAUUGACCGGCGAACAGCCGAGCUCCGACUGAUGGACAACUUCAUCACUACGCUCCGGCGGAAGGAUUUUGCCAACAUGACCAACCUGAUUCACUUGACACUGUCCCGAAAUACCAUCAGUCAGAUUAUGCCAUAUGCAUUUUUUGAUCUUAAAGGCCUUCAUGCUUUGCACCUGGAUAGUAAUAGACUCACCUAUAUCAAUGAGGAUCAUUUCAAAGGGUUAUUCAAUUUGCGACACUUAAUUCUCAGUAACAACCAAUUGAACUAUAUUUCUCCUGGAUCUUUGGAUGAUUUCAUCGAUGUGAUUGAGGAUCUAGAUCUGUCUUAUAAUAAUCUUGUUAAUGUUCCUUGGGAAACUGUUGGAAGGCUUUCCAAUGUCAAUACCCUCAGCUUGGAUCAUAACCUCAUAGAUUUUGUACCUGAAGGAAUUUUCUCAAACCUUCACAAACUGGCUCGGUUGGACAUGACAUCCAACAAGCUGAAAAAGAUCCCCCCGGACCCUCUCUUUUCGCGAAUCCCUGUCUAUGCCAAACCAAAGGGAUCUCCCUUGUCCUCUCUGGUGUUGAGUUUUGGUGGGAACCCCCUGCACUGCAAUUGCGAACUUGUGUGGCUGCGACGCCUCACCAGGGAGGAUGACCUGGAGACAUGUGCCUCUCCACCAGAGCUGAUGGGGAAGUACUUCUGGUCCAUCAAAGAGGAGGAGUUCGCCUGUGAGCCUCCAAUGAUCACACACAGAACCCCCAAGCAGGUCGUCAUGGAAGGCCAGAGUGUUUCUUUGAAGUGCAAAGCUGUUGGCGACCCAGAGCCGUACGUUCGGUGGAUUUCCCCUGGUGGGAAGCUGGUAUCCAACACUUCCCGAACAAUUUCCUACGAGAAUGGCACCCUGGACAUUUUGGAGGCCUCUGGAGAGGAAAGGGGCAUAUUUACUUGUAUAGCAUCGAAUGCUGCGGGAGAGUCUACUGCACCGGUUGAACUGAUGGUUAAUCCAUACCCUUAUCUUGCGAACAGCACAGACUGUGAUAAAGAAGCAGAGCCUGGCCCAUCAGACAUCUUGAUCUCAGCCAAGUCUAGUUUCCCCAACGAAACCAAAUCUUUCCCAGAGAGGAAGGUUGUCAUAGCUGAGCUGACUUCCUCCUCUGCUCUCAUCCAGUGGCCUUCCCAGCACCACAUCCCAGGAAUACGAAUGUUCCAGAUCCAGUAUAACAGCUCAGUUGACGAGAUCCUGGUGUACAGGAUGAUUCCAGCGGCCAGCAAAUCCUUCUUCCUGGCUGACCUGAUUGCCGGGCGUGACUAUGACCUUUGUGUUCUGGCUGUCUACGAGGAUGGCGUGACAUCUCUGACAGCAACCACGGUGAUUGGAUGCGUGCAGUUCACCACGGAGGAGGAAUACAGGCAGUGCAGAUCCCUCCAUGCCCAGUUCCUGGGUGGAACGAUGAUCAUCAUUAUUGGAGGCAUCAUUGUGGCCUCCGUUCUCGUGUUCAUCUUCAUCCUCCUGAUGAAAUAUAAAGUUUACGCCAACCAUCACAAAAAUAAAAACACGAAAGUGAACAAUGUCUGUUCUCAGACCAACGGCAGCCAGAGGGGCUCCAUGGCUCAUUCCAGCUCCAGACUUGUGGAGGGUCACAUGAGUCAACAUCAGGAAUGCUCAGGAAUGCCUGUCAAAGGCAAAGCAAUGAGAGACCGAGAGGGUGAAAGAGCAACUCCCACAGACACUGUUGCUUUAAGAAACGAAGCAUUGUUUCAAUAGCCGCCUUACAGGUUAUUGACUGGGAGGUUGUGCAAGACAACUCAUGUGGUUGUAUUUUAUGCUUCACUACUAUUGUCUAUUUUUAAGAUCAGAUAGUUUAAAAAUAUUUUUUUAAUCUGUAAAUGUUCUUGCAUUCUUACCUAUUUUUGUUGCACUAUAUUAAAUAUAAAGUGUGUGAU